ACACCGGGGACAUUUUCCUUCCAAAUCGCGUGUAACCGUGAGUGGAGCCGCCUCGAACAUGCCGUUCAGUCCGGAGACGGUGAAACCUCCGCUGCACGACCAGAUCACGGAGAUGCAGCGCAAAAUCCAGCUGCUGGAGGGCGACAGAACUGCUUUCUACGAGAGCUCCCAGACCACGAUCAUGAAGAACAGAGACGCCAUCGUCGAACUGAGGCAGGAGAACAAGCGGCUGUACAGGAAACUGGCAGAGGCUAAUGCUGGUGAUGAACACAUCAUUAAAGGGGCCUUUCAUAACAGAGGCCUGGAGAAGGAUGCUUACCGCAAUAUGUCAGUGAAGGAGGCCCAAACGACGCUUGACAGGAGAGUACUGUCCAAGAUAAAGCGCCUCAAUUCCCUGAAGCACACCACUAAGACGUACCAGCAGCGCCUCGACGAGCUCAGCAAGGAAUACCGGAGGAUGAGGCCAGACGGCAGCGGUGGGGGCCAGUCUGCAGACGCCCGUGCUCGGAAGCAGGAGGAGGAGGCCAUGAACCUGCGAGCGCUGGAGAACAGCCUGGAGAAGACGCAGUUCAAGUGCAAGGAGGCUGAGAACAUCACGACUAACUACAUGAAACUCAAACGUCACUUGCAGGAGGAGAGUCUGACUUUCCAAGGCCAGCUGGACAGUCUGGAAGCGGAAAUCCUGAAGAACGCAGAGGAGCACCGCAAGCUGCAGAUCAUGAACCACGACGCCCAGCUCUCCAAAGAAGCAGCCAAGAUUGAGUUACAGCAGCAGGAGGAGCUGCUCUACAGGGAGCGUAAAGAGAGGGAGAGCAUCAUAGCCAGCUACAGGAAAAAGGUUGAAGAACGCAAGGCCCAGGCCGAAAAAGCCGAAAGAAGGACCCAGAGAAUGACUGCGCAGCCAGAUGAGCCGAGCAGCGAGCCUCAGCGCAGCACCACCAGAAUGGCCGGAGAGGAGGACAAAGCGACGUCUGCCUUUGAGGACGCCUUCCAAAGGAUCAAGGAGGCCACUGGAGUCACAGACAUACACGAGGUGGUGGAGCGCUUUAUCUCACAAAAGGAGACGCAUCAGAGGCUGGAGAAGCUGAAGGGAGAGAACGAGACGGCGCUGCAGCAGCUGAGUCAGCAGAAGGAGCUUCUGACCCAACAGUUCCAGGACAUGAAGUACUCUGGGGAGGCUAAUUCCUCGAGCACCCAGCAGUCGCUGCAGGAGAGCGAGCAGCAGCUGACGGCUCAGCAGCAGCGGUGUGAGGCCGCCAGAGAGCGCUUGGACUGGCUGCUCAGAACCCUCGGUACCGUCCGAUCCGGCAUCGAGCACCUGGCAGACAAGCUUCAACACCUCCCGUUGAAUGAGGACUUGGCGGCCGAGGUGUCUCCAGACUCAGACGAGUUUGUUGUGGAGCUGAUGACCCAGUGUGAGCUGAAGUUGGGGCUGCUGCGCGAGGAGCUUCAAGAGAAGGACCUGGCUGCUAUUAUGAAGGAGAUGGAGGAGGAGGAGUUCUAUGUCAGGAUUGAGGGAAAACUUCCUGUUUACAACACUCGUGUCAAACUCCCUGAGGACCAAAGACAGGACCUGUCCGACGAAGAGGAGGAGAGUGACGAGGAAGACGAGGCCGACAUCAUCUCACGGGAGGCGCUGAAGCGUCAGUCUCAGCUGAUCAUUGAAUCCAAGUCCAAAAAGAAACCCUGGAAGAAGAAGAAGGGGAAGUUCUGACCAGGAAACCAGAGCUUCAACAAAUGAUCAAAUGCAUGUGAUGAGGUUUUCUGUUUUCUUACUGUCUGCUGAAACCUAAGGGUUGUUAAUGCAAUAAGCGUGUGAUGCUCUGCAGCUUACGUCAAUCAAAGCAACACACAUCUAAGUCUUAUUCUUUGUAUCAAAUCCAAAGAUGCUCCUGCUUCGUCCCAGUAAAAAAUAAAACGUGUUUCAGGAUUGUC
Messenger RNA from Betta splendens (Siamese fighting fish), 1935 nucleotides. Its product is annotated as outer dynein arm-docking complex subunit 3-like. The record is from RefSeq and is a predicted model, not a curated record. Gene Ontology annotation, biological process: outer dynein arm assembly; cilium movement. The transcript has 13 exons. Gene Ontology annotation, cellular component: cilium. Bases 59 to 1714 code for a protein of 551 amino acids. Lineage: Eukaryota; Metazoa; Chordata; Actinopteri; Anabantiformes; Osphronemidae.